GGGAUCUAGCUUCUGUUCACGACCACGUGAGCUCGUGCGCACCUCGCGUACAGAACUGGCGCCACUGUCGUCACAAGCGCGGUUUGAUUCGCGUAAUUUUGCGGUGAGGUCCACGCCAAGCGAGAACUAUGCAAGCCUCGUCACCGAAGGAGCAACAAAGACGGGUCAUCUCAAACUCCGCGCGGGGUUGCGGCUCGGAGGCGACGGUCGCCGGUUGACGGCGAUGGCUCCUUUGUUCGAGAUAUAAAGGGCUGGAAACGCCGUCGAUGAUGAGUUUCUGUCCCUUUCAAGUUCCCAAGGAUUACACUAGCAGGUCACUUCUAGUUAGGUACUCUAUUGCCAGCAAGCCAACACGACACCGCUGCGUUACCUCCCACACGAAAGCAAAAAUGUCCGACUGGAAGCCACCAAAAGCCGGCUGCCCUGUCUGGCUCGGCAUCUCCACGAAGGACUUGUCGCGGGCCGAAGCCUUCUACGCCACGGUCUUCAACUGGACCUUCAAAGACGCGCCCCGCCGCGAGGACCACCAGCCCGACCACCACGCCAAGACGCGGCUGUUCGACCUCACGCCCGGCGGCGUGGCGCUCAGCGGCGGGCUCCAGCACCGGCCCGAGGACGAGGGCACGGGCACGCCUGCUGCCGGGCCCGGCGGUGUCUGUCUGUACUGGCUCGUUGAGGAUCUGGGAAGGGUUGCGGAGGUGAUUGUGAAGGCUGGGGGCAAGAUGGUGGGCAGUGCGGAGCCGCUUAAGGAGGGCGAGUCGGGGCUCUAUCGGUAUUUUGAGGAUACGGAGGGUAAUGUAGGAGGGGUGUAUCAGAUGGUUUAGAUUUACGAAGUACUGAUCUGGGGACGGAUGUUGACGGGUUUGAAGUUGGGAUUUGUUGGCGGUGACUGAACAGCAUACAGUCAGCAUCCUUCAAAGACCCACACACGGUAGCCAUUUAGGGCCAUAUGAUUAACCACUGUUAAGUAACUUCCCAUAUACGAGCGUCAUGAUACUAUUUUGAGGAACGAUACUUGCGUUUAGUUGUCGCGGCCGUCUUUUGUCACCCUGCAUGGUAGUUUGCUU
Messenger RNA from Chaetomium strumarium, 1067 nucleotides. RefSeq lists its product as uncharacterized. Bases 267 to 824 code for a protein of 185 amino acids. The transcript has 2 exons. The record is from RefSeq and is a predicted model, not a curated record. NCBI's taxonomy places the organism in Eukaryota, Fungi, Ascomycota, Sordariomycetes, Sordariales, Chaetomiaceae.